AUGGGCACACAAUCUCUGCAGGCAUUUGUUUCGAGUUUUGCGGGGGUUCAAUUAAAUGUUGUCCAAAGCACGCCUGCGUUCUGGGGCGGGCGUGUUCGAGAGGUCUCGCAGGGGCACCGGCCAGCGAGCCCGUGCUGGCGUGCUGGCCGUUUCUCUCUUGUCGCUGCUGGGGACCGCAAGAAGAAGAAUCCUGGAAGUAAGAGAACGCCACCCAAGUCGAUGCGGAGAGAAAAGGAUACGCAAAAUGGACGUACGGAUACCGAUCCGGAGAAAGAGGGUGCGAUUGAAAUGGAAGGCGUUAUCGUCGAAUCUCUUCCAAACGCAAUGUUUCGCGUGCAACUGACCAAUGACGUUGUGGUUUUAGCGCAUGUGAGUGGAAAAAUUCGGAAAAACUUUGUACGUUGUAUCGUUGGGGACCGCGUUCGCGUAGAGCUUAGUCCAUACGACUUGUAUCGCGGACGCAUUGUGUACCGUCUCAAGUAA
Cyanidioschyzon merolae strain 10D is the source of this 483-nucleotide messenger RNA. Its product is annotated as chloroplast translation initiation factor IF-1. Gene Ontology annotation, cellular component: cytosol. Gene Ontology annotation, molecular function: translation initiation factor activity; ribosome binding; RNA binding. Lineage: Eukaryota; Rhodophyta; Bangiophyceae; Cyanidiales; Cyanidiaceae. The coding region runs from base 1 to 483 and encodes 160 amino acids. The record is from RefSeq and is a predicted model, not a curated record. The transcript has a single exon. Gene Ontology annotation, biological process: translational initiation.